AUGGCGCCGCGGCCGCUGGGGCCCCUGGUUCUGGCGCUGGGUGGCGCCGCGGCCGUGCUUGGCUCGGUGCUCUUUAUCCUCUGGAAGGCCUACUUCGGCCGCGGCCCGGAGCGGCGCUGGGACGGGAGCGAGGCCUGGUGGGGCGUGGAGCCACCUUGCCUUCCCGAGUGGGACCCCGAGGACGAGGAGGACGAGGAGCCGGUCUUGGAGGAGCUGGAGCAGCGCGAGGUGCUGGUGCUGGGGUUGGACGGCUCUGGGAAGAGCACAUUCCUGCGCGUGCUGUCAGGAAAGCCGCCGCUGGACAGCCACGUCCCCACCUGGGGCUUCAACUCCGUGCGACUGCCCACCAAGGACUUCGAGGUGGACCUGCUAGAGAUCGGUGGCAGCCAAAACUUGCGCUUCUACUGGAAGGAGUUUGUGAAUGAGGUGGAUGUGCUGGUGUUCAUAGUGGAUUCGGCUGACCGGCUGCGUCUGCAGUGGGCCCGGCAAGAACUUCACAAGCUGCUGGACAAGGAUCCUGACCUGCCUGUCGUCGUGGUGGCCAACAAGCAGGACCUGAGCGAGGCCAUGAGUGUGGUGGAGCUACAGCGGGAGCUGGGCCUGCAGACCAUCGACAGCCAACAUGAGGUAUUCCUCUUGGCAGCCAGCAUUGCCCCCACAGGGCCUGGCUCCAACGAGCCUGGCACCGUGCACAUCUGGAAGCUGCUCCUGGAGCUUCUCUCCUAG
Chrysochloris asiatica (Cape golden mole) is the source of this 726-nucleotide messenger RNA. It is a transcript of the gene ARL10, whose product is annotated as ADP-ribosylation factor-like 10. Lineage: Eukaryota; Metazoa; Chordata; Mammalia; Afrosoricida; Chrysochloridae. The coding region runs from base 1 to 726 and encodes 241 amino acids. The record is from RefSeq and is a predicted model, not a curated record. The transcript is spliced from 4 exons. Gene Ontology annotation, molecular function: GTP binding; GTPase activity.